CACACGCGAUAAGACGCAGAUAAAGCUCAGCAGGUGAGCCCAGGCCACAGGCAGGAUUUGUCUCUGCGGGAACAAAGCGGAGAGCGCUGGGAGUGGAGGCUCCGAGGCUCAAGCAUAAAAAGCCAACCUGCUCAUGAGAAGGGAAAAAGAUCAGGGGAAACCUGGCCUCCCUGGCAUCAUGUUUUGACAGUCCUCGACCCUGACUUUGCUCCCCUGGCGUUCUUCUCCACUGGCUCCACUGGCGCCCCCUGCAGGCUGAUCUGGGAGGUGGCGGCUUCAGCACGGGGCUGACAUCACCAUGGCUCUCCUGAUUCACCUGCUGGUCUGCACCUUCGGGAUGGGCUCCUGGGUGGCCAUCAACGGGCUGUGGGUGGAGCUUCCCCUGCUGGUGGCAGAGCUGCCUGAGGGGUGGUAUCUUCCCUCCUACCUCACAGUGGUCAUCCAACUGGCCAACGUCGGCCCCCUCCUGGUCACGCUGCUCCAUCACUUCCAGCCCGGCUGCCUCUCGGAGGUGCCCAUCAUCUUCACCGUGCUGGCUGUGGGCACCCUCGCCUGCACGCUCUUCGCCUUCCUCUGGAAUGUCACCUCCUGGGUGCUGGAUGGCCACCACAGCAUCGCCUUCAUGGUCCUCACCUUCUUCCUGGCCCUGGUGGACUGCACCUCUUCGGUCACCUUCCUGCCUUUCAUGAGCCGGCUGUCCGCCCGCUACCUCACCACCUUCUUUGUGGGCGAAGGACUCAGCGGCCUCCUGCCUGCCCUGGUGGCUCUUGCCCAGGGCUCAGGUCUCACCACCUGUGUCAAUGUCACUCAGCCGUCAGACACCACCCCAAGCUCUGAGACCACCGGGAAGGAGGUCUUCCUACAGGUAGCUAAUGUCACCUUGAUGUCUGACCUGACCAGGACGACACAGUCCGCCAUCCAUCUGGAAAGCCGCUACCUCCCAGCCAACUUCUCGCCUUUGGUCUUCUUCCUCCUGCUCUCCUUCAUGAUGGCCUGCUGCCUCACAGCUUUCUUUGUCCUCCAGCGUCAGCCCAGGCCCAGGGAAUCUUCCAUAGAAGACCUCCUCACCUCCCAGGUCACCCUCCACUCCAUCCGGCCACGAGAAGGGGAGGACCUGGGCCCCCCAGACCCGGGGGCUUGCAUCAAGGCCCAGGGGCAUCCAGAGGAGAAAACGGACUCCAAGCACCCAGGCCAACUGGCCUUCAUCUACAUCCUGGUGGCCUUCGUGAACGCACUCACCAACGGCGUACUGCCCUCCGUGCAGACCUACUCCUGCCUCUCCUAUGGGCCUGUGGCCUAUCACCUGUCUGCCACGCUCAGCUCCAUGGCCAACCCUCUUGUCUGCUUCCUCUCCAUGUUUCUGCAGCUCAGGUCUCUACCGUUCCUCGGUAUCCUCACCGUGCUCGGGACUGGCUUCGGGGCCUACAACAUGGCCAUGGCCGUGAUGAGCCCCUGCCCUCUUAUGCAGGGCCACUGGGCUGGGGAAGUCCUCAUUGUAGCCUCGUGGGUGCUGUUCAUUGGCUGUUUGAGCUACGUCAAGGUGAUGCUGGGCGUGAUCCUACGCGACCGCAGCCGCAGCGCCCUCUUGUGGUGCGGGGCGGCGGUGCAGCUGGGCUCCCUGGUCGGAGCUCUGCUCAUGUUCCCGCUGGUCAACGUGUUGAGGCUCUUCUCCUCGGCUGACUUCUGCAGCCUGCAGUGCUCCGCCUAGAACACCUGGCGAGGUCCAGGACAGGGUCCUGACCCGCGGCCUUUACUAACACCUGGAAACUUGAGCAGGGCGCGUGCCCAAGGCCACAGGGCAAGGGGUGGGGAGCUAGGAAGCAGAGGCUGGGUAUAUCCUCAGGCACGGUGGAGAACGCUGCAAGACCUCCCACUGCAAAGCACAGCCCUACCCCGGUGCUGAGUCACAGUGCCCGCAAUCCCAUUACAGAACUCUUUCGGAUUGUU
Neogale vison (American mink) is the source of this 1947-nucleotide messenger RNA. It is a transcript of the gene SLC52A3, whose product is annotated as solute carrier family 52 member 3. The record is from RefSeq and is a predicted model, not a curated record. The coding region runs from base 299 to 1708 and encodes 469 amino acids. The transcript has 5 exons. Gene Ontology annotation, molecular function: riboflavin transmembrane transporter activity. Gene Ontology annotation, biological process: riboflavin transport. Lineage: Eukaryota; Metazoa; Chordata; Mammalia; Carnivora; Mustelidae. Gene Ontology annotation, cellular component: plasma membrane.